AUGUACCGGACAAAGCACUUCAGAUGGAAGCUGAUGCACGUUUGGGGGAUCCUGGCCCACCUGGGGCUCGUCGUCGCAGUGGCCAUCAACUACAUCUAUGAUCUCGACAAAGCCACGCGAUCCAUAACAUGGAGCCAUCUGACAGCCGUCGAGACGAACUAUAGGCCGCGUGAGCUUGCUCUGGUAGCCGCUUCGAGCGAUGUGUUUACCUUUGACCGGUCAACACAUGCGUUACUCAAGGCUUGCCUCAUUAUGGAUCAGUCUGACUGA
This is a messenger RNA of Chaetomium globosum CBS 148.51, 270 nucleotides long. RefSeq lists its product as uncharacterized. The transcript has 2 exons. Bases 1 to 270 code for a protein of 89 amino acids. The record is from RefSeq and is a predicted model, not a curated record. Lineage: Eukaryota; Fungi; Ascomycota; Sordariomycetes; Sordariales; Chaetomiaceae.